CGAGUAAAGUCGCAAACAGCUUCGCACAUAUUCGCGAAACCGAUCUCAAAGCUGACGACAGAGUGUCGAAAGUCUCCAUUGCGAAAUCAUGACGUUAUCAAGCCUGACCGCACCUCUCCUUGCCGGGCACAGAGGUGCAUAUUUGGAGACAUAUAGGCAAGGACCACGCGGCCGAUGAGAAUGCCUCCUUCUCCCGCUCCAACCCACGCAGAGAUCACGACCUUUUUUCAAAGACUCCUUCCUCCUUCAGCGAAUGCCAGAGAGGUACCCUUCCUCUGGCACAGUCCACGGCAUCCCUUGUACAAUCCGUCUCUCCGAAAUACAACGACUGUUGUGCUGAGCAUCACACCGACGGAUGGCUUCUAUGCCGCGAACAAUGACCCAAUGCGUCCGUCAGCACCAUUGUGCUUUCUGCACAGGCCUUGGAACCUUGAGCGUAGAGCACUAAGACGAGGCUCACUUGUACUUGCGAGCCAUGCCUCUUUCGAUGAGCAUUUGACAGUAGGCUGGAAUGUCUCACUCGCUCGAAGACUCAACCUAGACUUAGCAGAAGCUGUUUGUAUACAAGGAUACAAGGACAAUCCCGAUCGGAAGAUUGGGCUUGUAGCCAGACUCCAGCAGCCUUUGCCCGUUCAAGUCUUGUCUCAACAGCUCAAGCAUGAGUUUCACGGAGCUGGAGAGCUACAUCAGGUAGAGAGCAGCGAUGUUGUUGCUCUUGAGACUGGAUCAGCGUCACCUUUGCGCAUAGUGGCCAUCAUGAACGCCUUUCAUGCUGAAGAAAUUCAACGUGUCCUACAAGCUGCACGAGAAAAAGCCUGGAUUGAUCCCGAAGCAGACGGGAGCUCGAUUCUGUAUCUGACCGGAGCUGCGCGCGACUAUGGACUUGCAGCAAUCAAGGAAGUCAGCAUGCCAGCGUUCUGUGUCGGGCACCGAGCCUGCGAAGAAUGGGGCAUACGAUUCCUCGCAGAACAACUCAGGGAAGAGUGGCCAGACUUGGACGUUGUUGAAGUGCUUGAGGAAGAAGAGCCCGUUGCGCCCAGAACGAAGAAGAUCGACAGGCUAUCCUCUGACAGUCCAGUCUCCGCUAAUGUGGCGACAAGCUGAGGCAAUGAGAUAUCCAGAUAUUCGGAUCCAGCACGAGCUUCUUGAGAGGCGAAGAGCAUCAAGCCGUGAUCGAGUACACUGGAAGUCACUUACCGAAAGAACAUUUGCACAUUCUGAUCUGUGGCCGUUGGACAUGUACAACGCAUCCCGCGCAGUCCUCAAUCUACGCAAGCACAAGUCAACAACGUCAUCGCGAUGCGAUAGAGAGACUUGA
This is a messenger RNA of Cercospora beticola, 1318 nucleotides long. NCBI's taxonomy places the organism in Eukaryota, Fungi, Ascomycota, Dothideomycetes, Mycosphaerellales, Mycosphaerellaceae. The record is from RefSeq and is a predicted model, not a curated record.